Molecule: messenger RNA, 6707 nt
Organism: Drosophila miranda
Lineage: Eukaryota; Metazoa; Arthropoda; Insecta; Diptera; Drosophilidae
Gene: elav
Product: protein elav
Exons: 3
Coding region: 577-2079 (500 amino acids)
Cellular component (GO): ribonucleoprotein complex
Molecular function (GO): RNA binding
Source: RefSeq, a predicted model, not a curated record
CGCCUCAAUCUUUUGGGCGCCGCGGACGAGGAAGCAACGUGAAUUUUCCAGAUUUCAGAAAAGUAGUUCCGACCGCUCCGCGCUGCCACCUAACAAUCUCGUGCUCCAUGUGUGCUCUUUUUGCAAUUGAUUUUUUUUCUCGAAUGUAGUGCAAAAUAAUAACAGUUGAACAACAACAGUUAACAAGCAAGAAAUCUCCAAUAUAAAGUAACUAGCGGAAUCGAACGGACACCCAAUCCCGUGGCAAUAGCAGCAGCAGCAGCAGCAAAAAGAAAUACGGCAACAACGGCGACUUCGAGGAGGCCAGCGCUCAUUUAUUGGUCUUACAAAACUAAAAAAGGAAGAGAGGCCUGGACCAGUUUGAGAGAGGAAGAAGGAGAUUGAACGAGAGGAGGCAGCGCCGUGUAGAGCGCAGGCGCGUAAAUCCAGGAUUCGAAGACCAGCGAGAGAAAUAGAAGGCGCAUAUUAAUUCCUUAAUUAUCUGGCCAUCGAGCAGCCAAAUACAAACCCGUGGAAAACCUCCCUCAUCCCCAACACCCCUCAACGACCCGGCUCUAAUCAACUAAACAGAAAACAAUGGACUUUAUGAUGGCCAACACAGGAGCCGCCGGCGGAGUGGACACACAGGCGCAACUGAUGCAGAGUGCAGCCGCUGCUGCGGCCGUGGCAGCCACUAGUGCAGCCACCGCUCCGGUACAGAAUGCGGCCGCUGUCGCCGCCGCCGCCCAGCUCCAGCAGCAACAACAGGUGCAGCAGGCGAUCCUGCAAGUUCAGCAGCAGCAGACACAGCAAGCGGUGGCCGCGGCCGCCGCCGCCGUCACGCAGCAGCUCCAGCAGCAGCAGCAGGCCGUGGCCCAGCAACAGCAGGCACAGCAGCAGCAGGCGCAGCAAGUGCAACAGCAAGUCCAGCAGCAGCAGGCGCAGCAGGCGCAAGUGCAGGCAGUGGUGGCGCAGCAGCAAGUGCAGCAGCAGGUCCAGCAAGCGGUGGUGCCCCAGCCGCAGCCUCCGCCGAACACCAACGGCAAUUCCGGAGUGCCGCAGAACGGGAGCAACGGCAGCACGGAGACGCGCACAAACCUGAUUGUCAACUACUUGCCGCAGACGAUGACGGAGGACGAGAUCCGCUCGCUUUUCAGCAGCGUGGGCGAAAUCGAGUCCGUAAAGCUGAUACGUGACAAGUCGCAGGUCUACAUCGACCCGCUGAAUCCGCAGGCGCCCAGCAAGGGCCAGAGCCUGGGCUAUGGCUUCGUCAACUACGUGCGGCCGCAGGACGCUGAGCAGGCAGUCAACGUGCUGAAUGGGCUCCGUUUGCAGAAUAAAACGAUUAAGGUCUCCUUUGCCCGGCCCUCUUCGGACGCCAUCAAGGGCGCCAAUCUGUAUGUUUCUGGGCUGCCCAAGACAAUGACUCAGCAGGAGCUAGAGGCUAUCUUCGCGCCCUUCGGUGCGAUCAUCACGUCGCGUAUCCUGCAGAACGCCGGCAACGACACCCAGACGAAGGGUGUCGGCUUCAUACGCUUUGACAAGCGCGAGGAGGCCACUCGGGCCAUAAUCGCCCUGAACGGCACAACGCCUUCCAGCUGCACGGAUCCCAUUGUGGUGAAGUUCUCCAAUACGCCCGGCAGCACCAGCAAGAUCAUACAGCCGCAGUUGCCCGCGUUCCUCAAUCCGCAGCUGGUGCGACGCAUCGGUGGCGCGAUGCACACGCCGGUUAACAAGGGGCUGGCACGCUUCUCGCCGAUGGCUGGCGAUAUGUUGGAUGUGAUGCUGCCUAACGGACUGGGCGCAGCGGCGGCGGCAGCCACCACGCUGGCCAGUGGACCAGGCGGCGCCUAUCCCAUCUUCAUCUACAAUUUGGCGCCCGAGACCGAGGAGGCGGCCCUGUGGCAGCUAUUUGGUCCCUUCGGGGCAGUGCAAUCCGUGAAGAUCGUCAAGGAUCCCACAACGAAUCAGUGCAAGGGCUACGGCUUCGUCUCCAUGACGAACUACGACGAGGCGGCAAUGGCCAUCCGCGCCCUGAAUGGUUACACUAUGGGCAAUAGGGUACUUCAGGUCAGCUUUAAGACCAACAAGGCCAAGUAGGAGAUGAUCCCCGAUCCGCGAGGAUGGGAGGCCCGAAAUUACAUAUAGUCUACACUAUAUUUCCCACAUCCGCAGUUCCCUUACGCCGCCUCCACCCCCCGCCCCCGCCCCCCACACACACACAACCUCACAAACACCACACUCACACCAACACACAUAUAUAAAUAUGCAUGGUAUAACGGUAACUAAGCGCAACAAAGAGUAUGUGUAAAACACACACGAAACCAAAAAAAAAAAAAAAACGAGAAAAGAGAAAGAAAGUAAAUGCAAGAGCCCUCGUUGAAGGGUAGCAGGAGGUGGAGGACUGACACUGACUCUCUCUCAAGCGUCGACACAACGAAAGGGGCGGCCCAUCCUCGUAAAUCCUGAACACCCUGUAAUCCGUAUUAAAAUCCCCCAAAAAAUCCAAUCCAAAUCCCAAAGAAUCAUCCGCCAAAAAACCGUUGCAAUAGCAAAAUUCUUCUUGUUUAGCAUUUAAGUAAAGAAUCAUAAACUAAAACAAAACGAAACAGCUGAAGUGAGAGAGAGAGUAAUACGAGUAGAAAGGAGAAGAAGGAGUAGAUGAAGGCAUAAAGCAUAACAAAGAAAUCAACAAAACGAAGUAAAGCCCCCAAAGAAAACUUGAAGAAAAUACAUUUAAUUCUAAAAACAAACUCCAAACUAGCAAAAGGAAACAAAAACAAGCAAACAAUUUUAAAAAUGUAUUAACAUUAAGUAAAACAGCAAUGAAAUCUUCCAAAACAAAACAAAACAAAAAACCAAUACUGGCAACAGGCAAGAAAUCUGUUAGUUACACUCUAAAAUUUUUCUACCAUUAGCGAGGAAUAUCGAGAAGGUACUAAUAGAGUUCAGUGUCUAGGCUAUAUGAUUACAAUAUAGGGCGUGUGUGUGUGUCCGAAGGACAUCGGUUUGGCUUGAGGCUGCAGGGAGAUUCUGGCAAAGUAUUUGAAGAUUCUAUAUAGUAUAUGUAUACUCAACAUGGAGGCUGCUACAGUAUUACAAGAGAAACAAAAAGCUACAUACUUAAGCGAUGUGCAACAAAAAGUUCAAUACUUCUAAAUAUACGUGUAUAUAUAUAUGCAUACAUAUAUAUAUAUAUAUAUCUAAUCGCAUGAUAGUUAUAUGUCUACCAUAUAGAUAUACACCUACAUAUACAUACAUAUUUAAAUGUGUAUAAAAAUUUACAAAUUUUUUUAGUGCUUUUUUUGUGUGUUUCUUGACAUUUAAAGUGGAGAUUAGGGAGUAGAGAGAUGUGAAAGAUGAGAGGAAAGCCAGACCCAGAUCAAGCUAAAUUUGUGUCCUUUACACACACACAAGCAAAAACAAACACAAAAAAUACACACGAACACACACACACACACACACACAUUAUAGCAGUUAGAACUGUAAAAACUUGGCUAAAAAAAGAAAGAAGAAAGCAAGAAAGAAAAGCAAGAGUAAUACAAUAAUUUAUGCGCAAAUUUGAAAUGUUUUACUAAAGUAAAUAAUUGUUAGUGAAUAUUAAUACUUAAACUAUGUCAAGUGUGUGCAUGCAUCUAUAUGGAUAUAUGGAUAUAUGAUAUAUUUGAUAUAUAGAUAUAGAUACGUGCAACCUAUAUAUAUACAUACAUACUUUAUCUAAUGUAUAGUUCAAGGAGCAAGUAAGCGUCGAAUAUUUGCUAAAACCACACAGUUUUUUUAGCGUUUAAACAAAAGACAAAAGCGUAGCACAAAACUAUAAAAACUAAAAACUAAAAAAACAAGUACAGCCACCACAAAAACAACAACAAACCAUUUUUAUAUGACAAAAGUUGAAAACAAAGAAAAUGAAACGGAUAAAAUUAUGUAUGACAUAGGUGUAAACAAAAGCAUUAGCAAAGCGUUUUCUCUAGCAAAGUAAGUUAAGCGAAAAGUUAGAAGUCAAACGAGAUGGGAGAUCAGAACCCUACCCCUAGCACAUCCACCCGUACUACCCCAAACCCCCAAAAACUUUUGUGUUGAUUUAUCAUCAGUUUUAUUCACUUGAGAACUUUUGUUUGCUUCUGUUGAUUGUUAAGCGAGAGAGUGGACACACAAGAAGAACACAAUUACACACAGAUAUAUUGUAAGCCAUAUAUGAUUUCGAUUCUGAAUUCUGUAUUUCGAUUAAGUUUUGUUUGAUUUCUUUGUUUGCUUUGUGUAUAAAUCGGAAAUGGAGGCUCCUGCAUACGCAUACCCCGAACAGAUCCAUGAACAGAACCGAACCCAUAUCCUGACAAGAACGGACCUCAUCCAAAAUCCUACAUAAACCUGACCCAGACCCGGACCAAACCAAACCAAACCUUAACCCAAACCCAAACCAUGCAUAUUUAUAACAAUUUUUUGUGUUUUGAUCUAUAUUGAUUUCUUUAUGAAACUAUAGACAAGCCCCCGACCCUGAACCCCGCCCUCGCCCCUUCCCCAACCAAUGAGAGUGCGCGAAUUUGAUUUCUCUCUCCCCGAAUAGUGAAAAUUAUUAACUUAAGUUUUGAUCAAAACCAAACCGAACAGAACCGAAUCCCUAGCAAGGAGGAGGAGGAGGUGGAGCCAAUGAAUUCUGCUUAUGAUUAAUCUACCUAGCUCUAUAGAAUAUAUAUAUAUGUUUACCAUAUAUCCCUAAAUAUAGUACCUUUUUUUUGUAACUGUAGGCUGAACAAGAAAAGGAAUUAUUUUUUGUUUCUUUGUUUGUUUGAACAAAAUUUGCAACAAGAAAUCUAGUCAGAAGAGAAUGAAGAGAAGAAGAUGAUGAUGGUGGAAGAGGAGCACCAUAAAGUGGAUGUAGAGAAGCUUGAAAGAAUAUUUGAGGCAGCAGUAAAGGAUAGGAAAGAGAGAGAGAGAGAGAGAGAGAGAGAGUUAAAUUGAAGAUCAAACCAAAAGUACUAAGACAAUUUAUAUCUAAAACUAAGCAUAGCGAAAUGAUUGAUUUAUUGAUUGAGCCAAGCCCACACUCCCUCGCCCCUCAAAACGCAGCAGAGAGCAAGCAAAAAAGUAAUGUAAUGAGAUCAAGUCCUUACACUCUUCUACUGAUUUUUUGCUUGCUUGCUGUUUCUGCCCUGCUAUACAUUUUUAAACAAUCUGCUAGUUUAUUUAUAUAGCACACGACACAUAAUACAGAUAUGAAUAUAUAGUAUGUAUAUCAUAUAGAGGAAAGUGCAAUGCAAUUUUAAGAAAUCCGUUUAAACUGAAGAAUAAUGUGCGUGAUUUUUUAAAAUUUGUAUUCGUAUUCAUAUGCCCGUACAUAUAUGUGAAUAUUUAUCUAUAUAUAUCUUUGUAUAUGUGUUUGCUAUAUAUAUAUAUAUUUCAUAUAUAUAUAUUUGAAUUAACCCAUUCUUUACCUUACCUUAUCUAUAUGUAUGCUUAUUUUUUUGUCAUCAAUGAUUUAAUUAAUUGUAAUUUUUGUGCAAUAGAUUGCAACUUACGACAACAGCAACACAUUUCAUGCAUCUCAAUCUAACAAUUACAAAUUAUAAUUUCAGUAAGUAAAAAAGAAACAAAAAUGAAGAAAAAAAAUAGGGAUCAGAAAAAUCAAAAAAAAAAAGAAGAAAAAAGAAUGUGAAGGAUACGAAAGGUGGAAUCGGAGGAUCGGCAACGAUCGUGCAGUUAAACCCCAUUAAUAUUCUAUAAAAUCAUAAAACAACAAGAUCAAGUUAUACAAGAAAUCAUUUUUUUUUCUGCGUGUAAUUUUUACAAGUGUAAGCCAUUUUCUAUGUACAUUAUGUCUGUUCAAAUGGAUAUGCAUAUUAUUUAUAUUUAUACCUCUCAUACUUUUUUCUUUACGUAUUUUAAGUGAGCGAACAAACAACCGACGAGAAAGAACCGACGUAAACAAGAGCGGAAAACAGAACAAACUUAUUUAUUGUAUUUUUUAUGAAUUAUGUAAUUUAAUGUAACGCAAUUUGAGUUCGAUAUUCCUUUGGUUUUCGACCAAAGCGAAGAGGAACCUGAUGAAGAAUAUAGGCUAAUUCUACACACAAACACACACUUUGACACACACAAACACACACUUUGACACACACACCCACCCACACACGAACCCAAAAAUGCAGCGGGAGAGAGAAUAUGGUGAAAGAUGGAGGAGAAAGCGAGACCGCUAUGUGGCACAACCAGAUGCAACUCUGGACCAAUGUUUCAAUUCACUCGUUCCUCCAGCUAUAUCUUUUUCCCUCUCCCUCUUUUGGCCCUUCUAUAAAAUUUAUAUUUUGUUUAAUUUUUAAUUUUAAUUUUGUAUUUUAUAAUUUUAUGUUUUCUUGAUCCAAAUUUAAUUUUUAACAUUGUUUCAAGCUGGCUUUCGAUUUGUAAAAGAACAAGUAGUACUUUUAGAAAUGUACCUAAACGCGAUGUACAAUCCAUACAAAUCGGAACAUCAAAUCAAAUCGAAUGACAAUUACAAUUACAAUUAUGAUUAUGUUAUGAUUUAGUUUGAUUUUAUUUUUCAGUUUCAUUUUUAUGUAUUUUAUGGUUUUUGAUUUAACUUAAAGCAAACUCUAAUUGUGGAACCGUGCUCGACUAUGAUUAUAUCCAUUAUAUUUACGUUUACACUUAUUAUUUCAUUUAAUUUCCGCACCGAACACGUAACAAGAGCAAAAAGCCAAAACGAAAAAAUUUUCAAUAAAUGAAACACUUGAUGAAAA